Sphaerulina musiva SO2202 is the source of this 2323-nucleotide messenger RNA. RefSeq names its product FmdA_AmdA-domain-containing protein. The record is from RefSeq and is a predicted model, not a curated record. Bases 1 to 1803 code for a protein of 600 amino acids. NCBI's taxonomy places the organism in Eukaryota, Fungi, Ascomycota, Dothideomycetes, Mycosphaerellales, Mycosphaerellaceae. The transcript is spliced from 2 exons. Gene Ontology annotation, molecular function: hydrolase activity, acting on carbon-nitrogen (but not peptide) bonds, in linear amides.
AUGGCUACGAGACGACAAUAUCCUACAGAAUGGAGUCCUGUACCCCACAAGAUUGAGACGCGACACUCACAACUCGAGCCUAGAGAUGAAUGCGUCCGACUUCCGAAGAGCAAUGAACGAGCGCUACGACCAAAGCCAUUGAAUCUCCCAUCGAAGCAGCCUGAAGAUGACAGCACAGGCAAAAUUCUCAUUCAGCCGCGUAAUCAGGAGAAGUCGGAGUCUCAAGAACAAAUCCAAGAUCCACAGAUAGUAGAUGUCGCAUCCGCAUCAACAUCGGCAUGGCCGCGCAGGGGUUCCAAGAAGGGUAGUUACAGCCGUAGUAGUAGUAGUCGUAAGGCGUCGCCGAGUAUACAUGUACCUUCGACACGACAAUCGGAGAUCUCGCUCGGCAUUCUGGACUACUACAUGCGAGAGCCUUCGCCUAUCAUCCACAGCCCCGAAAUACCCCCUCGAACGCUGAAACUCGAUCCUGCUAUGGAUCGUUUCGACUUUGGCUUGUCAGCAGCUACUACACCGACUCCUCCCUCCUCUUCCUCCACCACCAAUGUGGCAAUCAACUCCGACGAGAUCGUCUCUUCAUCAUCAUCAUCAAAAAGGCCUAGAGCAUUGACCAACAACACGCAAUCGGGCCGUCCUUUGAUACCCAUAUCGCCACCGUCGCAGUCACGGCCCUCAGCAACUCUCACCAACAGAGGAGGCUACACCCUCUUCCCUGUCAUUCAGGAAAUCACACCUCCGCCCCGCCAGCCGAAGAUCACGCUCGUAGAAGCAUCUGAUCUACCGCUACCACAUCAAACUCCCACAUCGACAACCGUCUCCAGCAGCAUUGCCAAUAUGCCCGCCAUGAGAAAGGAUUCGCAUCAGUACCAUCAUAUCCAUCGGGGCCAGAGCCAUCUCACAUGGAACAAGGACGAACCACCGAAGCUCUCCGUGUGCUCGGGCGACGUCGUGACCUUUGAUUGCGUCGACGGAGGCAACGGCCAGAUCACAGCAGAGUCGACGGUCCACGAUUUGACGACCUUCGAUACGUCAAAGGCAGAUCCCGUGUUUGGGCCAGUAUACGUGCACGGAGCAGAGCCGGGUGACGCCUUGGAAGUCGAAGUGAUUGAUCUGCACACGGCCAACUGGGGAUGGACCGCCAUCAUUCCCGACUUUGGCCUCCUGGCAGAUGAAUUCACCGAGCCACAUCUCAAGAUCUGGAAGUUGCCUGCCGAAGACCGAGUGGCGUGGUUUAACGAUGACAUCCGCAUUCCACGCCGCCCGUUCAUGGGAACAAUGGGAAUCGCACCCCGCGAACAAGGUUCCUUCUCCACCAUUCCGCCGACGGAUACUGGUGGAAAUAUCGACUGCCGCCACAUCACCAAGGGAACAAAGCUCCUGCUGCCCGUCCGGACUCCAGGGGCGCUUUUUAGCUGUGGAGAUGGGCAUGCAGCACAGGGUGACGGCGAGGUCUGCGGUGUUGCCAUUGAGACUCCCGUCCAGGCAACUUUGCGCUUCACCGUGAAGAAGAAGCAGCCGUGGGUGCAAUCACCGCACUUCUCGUGCCCGCCGCAGAGAGAUGACAUCCUUCCGGAUUGCGGGACAUACAAUACAAUGGGCGUUGACUCCAGUCUGCUCGAGGCCACCAAGAAGGCCGUCCGUGCGAUGCUGGAGUAUUUGCAGGCGGAGAAGGGCAUGUCGAGGGUGGACGCAUACAUGCUCUGCAGUGUGGCUGCCGAUAUGAAGCUCGCCGAGGUCGUCGAUAUGCCGAACUAUGCCGUCGUCGCCAGUCUGCCGCUGAACGUCUUUGUCAAUGGAACCUGAAUGGGUCAGGGUUGGUCGGCCCUCAAGAGAUGAGAUUGGUCGAUGAGCGAGUGUUCAUCAGCAUGCAACUGCGGAAGUCACAUCCAGGUAUCAGAAUCGGCAUCCGAGGACAUCGAACCAAGGCCUGGCGUAGAUUUCUUCUGUUGCGUUCCCAGAAUGCUAGGCGAUGGGACAUACGGGCUCCAAUGCGUGACCCAGCUGGAUGAUUGUAGCACAUUACAAACAGGCAUAGAGUGGCCGAGCGAGCCGGCAGCAGCCUGGGAUAUAUAACUUCAAAGGCGCUCGAUGGGGAUUGGAGUCCGAAAGAAGUCUCAAUGAAGACCGCUUCUUUUGCAAACCGGCAUGAUGUCGCCUUGGUGAUAAUAGAAACUGUUUUCCUCGGGAGGAUGGGUUGCAUCGUGGGUCAGCAGAUUAAUUAUAUCAGUAGGUAUAGGUCAAACUUUGAGUGAUGAUAUUCUUUCACUCGUUGACAUGGUAAUCGAUUAUCUCUGGCAUCAAUUAAUACUUGACGAGAUUUAUC